AUGCGCCAGCGAGUCGCUCGACGUUGCAAAUUCUACGUGAUCAUCAACGCGUUUAUCCUCAGCGUCGGCCUGUUCACUUACGCCGCGUUGUUAUCGAUGGAUCGCAGCGGAGAGUCCCCAGGAAUGCUUCUACAGCUGUCGCUGGUCUACAGCGUCGGUUUGCUACGUAUUGUAGCGAUGAUCAAGUGGUUCGAUAUGAUCGCGUCUACGAAGCCGCAUAUUCACGGUAAGAAGCGUAUACAGCUCACUGCCGAGCAGACCAGAUCCAUCUACUGCAGCAUCUUACGGGUCGCGGUGCCCACCGAGUGCGCGUCGUUCUGGUUUGCAAACCAGACUGCUGGGUCCAUACAAGGCAGUCUAAACUGGCAGAUGUUCCUCGUCGAAUUCGCCACGUUUAUCCCCAAAUCCCUACUCUUUGAAGUCACCUUUGACUUCUUCCACUACGUGAUGCACCGGGCAUGCCACUACAUUCCGUGGCUUUACAAGAACGUCCACAAGCGUCACCACCUGCAUCUCCACCCGUGCCCUCUAUCGACGUAUGCACAAGACGGCAUGGAUCUAAUCCUCACCAAUGUGCUGCCGUUCUGUUUAGCGUGGAGUUUUGACUUCUCGAUGUCGGGCCUCCAGUUGCACCUGCUCUUUGCGUACAAGACGUACGUGGAAGUUGCAGGUCACUCGGGAUUGGAUGUCAAGGGCGUGUCGUUCCCACAAUUGCCGCUGCUAAACAAUGUUACCGGCAUCUGUUCGCGCAUCCACGAUCAUGACUUACACCACACUCAUCAGCGCUACAAUUUUGCCAAGAGAUUUUCACUUUGGGACAAGGUCUUUCACACAUUUCGUGAGGGCCGUGCAGUAAAAGUUGCGGCGCGAUAA
Messenger RNA from Peronospora matthiolae, 873 nucleotides. NCBI's taxonomy places the organism in Eukaryota, Oomycota, Peronosporomycetes, Peronosporales, Peronosporaceae. The record is from the annotation of a GenBank genome assembly.